This is a messenger RNA of Zalophus californianus (California sea lion), 2453 nucleotides long. It is a transcript of the gene SPAG6, whose product is annotated as sperm associated antigen 6. The coding region runs from base 139 to 1572 and encodes 477 amino acids. Lineage: Eukaryota; Metazoa; Chordata; Mammalia; Carnivora; Otariidae. Gene Ontology annotation, biological process: filopodium assembly; sperm axoneme assembly; neuron projection extension. Gene Ontology annotation, molecular function: microtubule binding. Gene Ontology annotation, cellular component: axoneme; sperm principal piece; microtubule cytoskeleton. The transcript has 10 exons. The record is from RefSeq and is a predicted model, not a curated record.
ACGCGGGUACACAGAGAGAAAAGGCUCCCGUCGGUGGCCGAGUCGUCGCCGCGGUCGCCCCCUCGGCGUUCUCGCAGGCCGGGAGCGGACGGGCCGCGUCGGCGCCGAGCUGGUCGCGGGCCGAGAGCUGCCGGCGCCAUGAGUCAGAGGCAGGUGUUGCAAGUGUUCGAGCAGUACCAGAAAGCCCGGACCCAGUUCGUGCAGAUGGUGGCGGAGCUGGCGACCAGACCCCAAAACAUCGAGACGCUGCAGAACGCGGGUGUAAUGUCUUUGCUGAGGCCUCUUCUUCUGGAUGUGGUCCCAACAAUUCAACAGACUGCUGCGUUGGCUCUUGGGAGACUGGCUAAUUAUAAUGAUGACCUAGCAGAAGCAGUGGUGAAGGGUGACAUCCUUCCACAGCUUGUUUAUUCACUGGCAGAACAGAAUCGUUUUUACAAGAAAGCAGCUGCCUUUGUGUUACGAGCAGUUGGUAAACAUUCUCCUCAACUAGCUCAAGCUAUAGUUGACUGUGGAGCACUGGAUACACUGGUGAUAUGCUUGGAAGAUUUUGACCCCGGAGUCAAGGAGGCUGCAGCUUGGGCACUUGGAUAUAUUGCAAGACAUAAUGCAGAACUGUCACAAGCUGUGGUGGAUGCGGGAGCUGUUCCUCUUUUAGUACUCUGUAUCCAGGAGCCAGAAAUUGCUUUGAAAAGGAUUGCUGCUUCGGCCCUCAGUGAUAUUUCAAAGCAUUCUCCGGAGUUAGCACAGACGGUAGUGGACGCAGGAGCUAUUGCUCACUUAGCCCAGAUGAUCCUGAACCCUGAUUCUAAAUUAAAGCGUCAGGUCCUUUCAGUUCUUAGUCAGAUUGCAAAACAUUCUGUGGAUCUGGCAGAAAUGGUGGUGGAAGCAGAGAUUUUUCCAGUUGUACUCACCUGCCUGAAGGACAAAGACGAAUACGUGAAGAAAAAUGCUUCUACUUUAAUUAGAGAGAUUGCAAAACAUACACCUGAGCUUUCGCAGUUGAUCGUUAACGCCGGAGGAGUGGCUGCCGUGAUUGAUUGUAUCGGGUCCUGCAAAGGAAACAUAAGACUGCCUGGCAUCAUGAUGCUUGGUUAUGUAGCGGCUCAUUCUGAGAACCUGGCAAUGGCAGUGAUCAUUUCCAAGGGUGUGCCCCAGUUGUCAGUCUGCUUGUCAGAAGAACCAGAAGAUCAUAUUAAGGCUGCUGCUGCUUGGGCCUUAGGACAGAUCGGGAGACACACUCCAGAGCACGCCCGGGCUGUUGCAGUCACAAACACCUUGCCGGUUCUGCUUUCAUUGUACAUGUCAACAGAAAGUUCCGAGGAUCUUCAAGUAAAGAGUAAAAAAGCCAUAAAGAGUAUCCUACAAAAAUGCACCUAUUUACCAGCCCUUGAGCCAUUUCUGUAUGAUGCACCUCCCAAUAUUCUGAAGCACGUGGUUGGACAGUUCAGUAAGGUAUUAUUCCCCUGGAUAUUCAGAUACACUUCUGCAGAGAGUGGACAGCUAUCAACCACUUACUCACUAAGCAAAGUUCUGUUUUCAUACUCUAAUUCACAAUGGAGUAUUUAUGAAUGAUAGUUGUUAAAGCUCUUUCUAAAUAUUUGAACUAAGUGCAUUCUAGAUUUAUUCAGUGUGAAAUACCUCUGGAUAAUAUUUUCUAAAUUUAUGUAAUACUUUGAAAAAUUAGUGGUCUGAAUAGAUGAACUACUGGUCAUUUGUAUAGGAUUUGCUCUAAGGGUAAAUUUUUCGAAGACACUAAAAGGUCUUAAGGCAUUUGUUAUUUUUCUUUUAAACCCCUCUCCACAGCCCCCAAACACUUACACCCCCAACUACAUAUAGAUGAAAGAUGGUGUUGAAAACUUCUAGUUACUUUGGCCAAUUCCUCCUAGACACAGGCAAGGAAAACUGGCCUUGCAAAUUCCUCAGCAGGACAUAGACGGGAAACAGCCAAAAGAGAAAACUAAUGACAGAAGUAUGGGGCACUGGAAGAGACUCUGAUGUUCUUUGCAUCAGUGCAUUAUCCAAACACAGGGAAUCUAUGGAUAACCUGUCAGGUUCUCCUAAUAACUUAGGAAGCUCUCCUCUUCAUGGCAAAUUUUCUAAGCUCUUUUCUCAUCUCCCUGAAACUCUUCCUUACCUUUCAUGGGGCUGGAGAGGGAGGGAGUCAAUAUUAAGCAUUAUUCCACUACAGACAUGCUUCCCAUUUCAUUGAAAAGUUUCUGAGUCUAGCCCUGCUCAUGAAAAAACAAGUAAGCAGGCAAAUAAAAGGGGUCCUCAGUAUACCCUGUCCUCGCUUCACUUCCCCAAGUUUUAAAAGCCACAUUUUCAGGGAUUUAAGAAAUAAUUUAAAAGAAUACCACCAGACUUAGACUUUGCAUGCAUUUUCACUUAGAGAGCUGAAAGGAGGUGAGAGGGAGUUUCAAAAAAAUUUUUAAAUAAAAACAACAUUAGAAUCU